Naegleria lovaniensis is the source of this 1680-nucleotide messenger RNA. RefSeq lists its product as uncharacterized. NCBI's taxonomy places the organism in Eukaryota, Heterolobosea, Eutetramitea, Acrasida, Naegleriidae. The record is from RefSeq and is a predicted model, not a curated record. The coding region runs from base 1 to 1680 and encodes 559 amino acids. The transcript has 2 exons.
AUGAUUCAGCGAGAUUCAAUUGGCAGCCCAGAAAACGAUGGACAAGAGUAUUAUUUCAACGACGUGGAAGCAAGUCGAGUUACGAAGAAGCAAAAAGUCAUUCUUACAAGGACAAACGUGGAUGAAAAUGUGCGUAUAAUCCUUGUUGAUUUUUCAAAUUCUUUGCAUCGUGUUGAUGAUGGCAAACAAUGUUUGGAUGAAAAUCGGAAAUGGGAGCUCUUGUUGAAACAUAAAUUUUCAUUGCAACAGCAAGGAAAACUGAAAUGGCUUUUUAAUCGGGAAUUGAAAUAUCAAAAUUUCUUUCCUGUUGAGUUUAUGAACGAUCCGAAAUUUGUGUUGAAUCACAUCCAAAAGUAUGAUUAUGGUUUAGAAUAUGCGUCCAAACGAUUACAACAAGACACAAACUUUGUUCUACAAAUUUUUCAACUCAAAGGUUCAACAAUUUUAGCAGAUCGUUCAGAAUUAUCAUUCACAACUAGAUCUAUUCGAAAUGAUCCACAAGUAGGAAUUUGUGUUGGAAGCAGUUCGACACAACGGAAAAGCUCUUCGCUUUAUUUGCCCUCACUUCAGGACAAGGAAAUUAUGUUAACUGCUGUGAGGCAAUAUGGUGAAUUGUUGGACUGUGCGAAGAAAGAUUUGAACAAUGACACUGAAAUUCUUUUUGAAGCCAUCAAACAAAACAAGAGGGCUCUUCGAUGGGUUCCAAAGAAUUUACUUCGAACUAGUGAUUUCAUGUUAAAAUGUUUACAAAUAAUAUUUCCAGAAUUUGAGACUUUGGAUUCUUUUGAUUAUUCAAAGAAAGAAAUUGUGGCCAAACUAGUUAGCGAAUUUGGAUUUUUACUGGAAUUUGCAUCCCCAGAACUUAAGAACAAUCGAGAUGUUGUUUCAAAUGCAGUCAGAAAUGAUGGUUUUUCUUUGAAAUAUGCCUCCAAUGAGUUAAAGAAUGACAUGGAAAUUGCAUACCUGGCAGUGGCACAAAAUGGCUGUGCCUUACAACACGUUUCUCAUGAGUUGAGGGGAGACAAGAACUUGGUAUUAGCAGCGGUCAAUCAAAAUGGAAAUUCUCUGGAUAGUGCGUCUGUUGCUUUACAAAGUGAUAAAGAGAUCGUAUUAGCGGCUGUAACCAAAAGUGGACAUGCAUUAUACCACGCCUCCAAAGAGUUAAAAAGAGACAGACAAGUUGCACUGGCUGCUGUUCGGCAAAAUGGAUAUGCUCUCAAAUAUAUGGCCGAUCAUCUAACAUGUGACCAAGAAAUUGUAUUAGAAGCUGUCAGAACUACCGACCAAGCUUUUCAAUAUGGCUCUUCUGAACUUUUCGCUGAUCAACAAUUCUUGUUGCAAUUGAUUCAGUUCGGAUGUAAAGAUGCUUUUUUCUAUGCGCCAGAUAAAUUUGCGCAUGACAAGGAAUUUUUGUCAAUAGCUAUCCAAUUGAACAGUGUUGCUACCAUAAAAUCCUAUAACAGGCGUUUUGGGAUAAAAACAUCAAACAAAGACAUGGUGUUACAAGCAGUGAAAAAAGAUGGAUUUGCACUGAGUGCUGCCAACAAAGAAUUACAGCAAGAUCCAGAGCUUGUCCGAGAAGCACUUAAAUGCAAUGGUUAUGUUUUGGGGUAUAGUGAUGAAUUAUAUCAAGCAAGAAUGGAACAAUGUUAUGAUGGUGUGUAUUUGGAAAAUUAUUGA